Molecule: messenger RNA, 2098 nt
Organism: Verruconis gallopava
Lineage: Eukaryota; Fungi; Ascomycota; Dothideomycetes; Venturiales; Sympoventuriaceae
Exons: 2
Coding region: 109-1923 (604 amino acids)
Biological process (GO): tRNA methylation
Cellular component (GO): tRNA (m1A) methyltransferase complex; nucleus
Source: RefSeq, a predicted model, not a curated record
UUUGCAUCGGUUGCAUCAGAAUACAUGCCAAUAACGACCGUCAAGACUUUCCAGUGAAUACGUGCAAUUCUAGAAGAGUAAAGAGCAGGGUUUCUGAAAGCAUAUCGGAUGCAGUCGUACGUUCUGCCAAAUACGAAUGUCGUUUUGCGGCUCCAAAAUGGACAGUACAAGGUCGCGCCGGUCACUGCAGACACUACAAUAUCGAUACCUAAAUAUGGUUCAUUCUCGGCAAACCUGCUUAUUGGUCGACCAUACUACGUCACAUAUGAACUUGUAGAGAAGCAAGACGAAGGCGACUCGAAGAAGAAGAUAACUCUGCUCCGCGCAGUUCCUGCCGCAGAAUUACAUGCAGAGACUCUAUCCAAUGAUACCUUUACCCCUGCAGAAUCACGAGAUGAGAAGGCAACUGGAUCAUUAGCAAAUGAGUCUUUUGAUCUCGUGACGGACGAGGGCGAAGUCCUAAUUCGCAACAAUAGACUAACUAUUGACGAUCCAUCUCGCCAAGCACUCAGCCAUGAAGAAAUUGAGGCUCUCAAGAAAGCCAGCGCAGGGUCUGGUAAGGAGAUCAUCGCUAAAAUCAUGGCGGCACAUUCGGCAUUAGGGGAGAAAACGGAAUUUUCGCUGGCCAAGUACACGCUUCGAAAAAGCAAGAAGUACAUGAAACGGUUUACAGUAUUACCUACUGAUGUGAAUGUCUUGACGAAGAUUUGGAUUGAGAAGGACCCGUCUCGCAUCAUGGAGCUGAGAGAGGAGACUUUAGGACUAAUGAUGAGCUGGGGGAAUGUGCAUUACCACGCCGAAGAUCAUGAUGAAGGGGGAAGUGAUGUUGAUCUCGGGAAGGGAAGGUACUUGGUUAUCGAUGACACGUGUGGGCUUGUGGUUGCGGCAAUGGCGGAGAAAAUGGGCAUCCUGCAUGCUUCCCCGGAGAACGAAGAACAGGAAGCCAAUAUAGCGACGAAAUGUGGACUUGCAGAUGAAGACGCGGAAAUGAAUGAUACUCUAUCAUCGGCAAAACGUCGGCUGGAUUCUAAUUCACUGUCGCAAGGAAACGAUAGCACACACCGAAUGGAUGAAGACGAUGCUACAAGGACAAAUCCGUCGCCUGGACCAUGGCCUACGAAGCGGGCUGUCCAAUCUUCCGCCAAAUCAAACUCUAUCACCGUCGUACACGCUAAUACGCAACCCAAUAUGUCGCUUCUUGAAACUUUCGGCUACGAUCCUGACAAACCAGAUCCAAAGCACCCUCUGUUUACCCACCUUCGAACCCUUAGCUGGCUCCAACUUCUGGAGCCAUCGCUCGACCCACUCUAUCAAGAACCACCGGUUCCUGAACCAGCAGAUGCGGAAGAGGCAAAUCUACCUCUUAAUAAACGAUUAUCUGCUUUGAAGAGUGGAAAGCGCAGCGCAUAUUGGAAGAAACGCAGACGCUGGGAGCGUGUGAAGAAUAUAGUAGACUCCACGCGUGCCGGCGAAUUCGACGCUCUUAUAGUAGCCACAACAAUGGAUCCCAUUGGGAUCUUGAAGCACCUCGUCCCACUCGUUAGGGGUGGUGGAAACGUCGUGGUCUACCAUCCUUCUGUUGAGCCAUUGACCCAAAUCAUGGAUCUCUACUCCCGUGACCGACGUGCCGGUUAUGUGAAGAUGCUGCAGCAGGCCGACGAUCAAGGCCGAGCGCCUGCAGUAGACGAAGAAGAUUUUCCAGUCGAUCCGACGCUGUUGCUCAAUCCUAUGUUACAGACAGCGCGGGCAAGAGAAUGGCAAAUCCUGCCGAUGCGGACUCAUCCAGUUAUGACAAGUAGAGGUGGAAGUGAAGGCUACAUUUUCUCGGCCACGAGAGUAGUACCUAUCAAAGGUCAAAGAGUAGAGGCCAAAGGAAAGUUCAGCAAGAAGAGAAAGACAGAGGCAUCUAUGGUGACAUGUUAACUAGAACGUAGCUUCGCCACGCUUGGGUUAUUGAGCAAAAGCUUGAGCUAAAUCUCAAGCAAUAAUCAUAGUAACAGUCGAUGUGCCUUGUGCAUGCGCCUGGCAAUUAUGUAGCAUGGUAUUGGUUUCUAGCUCUUUAAAUUUGGCCAGCUAUUGUAUCUCAUGCAGGAAUAAC